GAUCAAGGAGGGAGGUGCCAACAAAAAGAAAUUAACUUUGCUCAAUGAGCGGCGAAGGCGAGCAUGUAUUUUAUAAUUUACUUUGUUCACACAUUUUAUCAAGUUGGGCUAAAAAAAAUUGAAAUUAGAAAUAAUAAUUUUUUUUGUUUCAUUUAAAUUUCAUUGAAAUUCAUUCUCAUCAUAUAACUUGUAUAUGUGAGUGUGUAUGUGAUUCGAUUGUAUUAUCACCAUCUUCAUUUCAUCAGAAUGUUAUCAGCACAGCAACAACAACAAUCGAAUAAUUCACAGCAAUCGAAUUUAGGACCAACAAAACAAUCAACAGGAACGAUAACGAAAAUUCUUGACAAUUUUGGUUUCAUCGACGAUUCUGUUUUCUUUCCAUUGAGUGUUGUCAAAGGUGGUGCAUCACAAGUAAAAGUUGGUGAUAAAGUAUUUUUCGAAUGUACAUAUUCGAAAAAUUUACCAUUCAAUUGGAACGCAACGAUUGUACAACCGAUCCAUCAACAGCCAUCUCAACAACAACCACAGCCACCACCUUCAUUACAUCAAACAUCACAAUCAUAUCAACAUACUCAAUCAUCACCAGCAUCGUUACAGCAACAUCAUCAUCAACAAUCAUUGCAUAGCGUGGCGCCAUCUCAUCCAUCUUAUAAUCCUUCACAAACACCACCAUCAUCAUCAUCAUCAUCAUCAUUACAAUCGAAUACAAUUAAUAGUAAUACAAAUAAUAAUCCGGCAACACAACAACAAACGAAUAUGUAUCAUUCACAUAAUCUUCCUCAUCAACAACAGCAACAACAUGUACAACCUACAAAUCAUCCAUUAUCCGGCGGACAAUUAGGAUACUCAUCGGCUGUUGCUGGUGGUCAUUUGGGUCACCCAUAUCAUCCACAACAACAGCAACAAUUAUCAUCUUUAAAUAGUGGUCAAAAACCAUCACCAUAUGGUACGGCAAGUCUUCAGCCGCCACCAUCACAGCCACCACAGGUUUAUAAUCCAACAGUUGCUUAUCAUCCAUCUGCUACAUCCGGUGGUAUACAAUCGUCACAAACAACCGGAUCGAUAACAUCGACAAAUAAUUCAACAGUUGCGGCCGCAGCAGCUGCUGCUGCAGCAACCGUGUCACCUGUAGAUUUGGCUAAAGCGGCUGCUGCUGUUCAACAAUUAUCCCAAUAUUGUACAACAGCAAAUCCGGUUACUAAUAGUACUGUGGGACAACAACAAUCGAAUCCAUCUGGACAAUAUGGCAGUGUUGGUGGUGGAGGAGGGCCAGGCCAUCAUCCUGGUUCUUUACAAUAUACAUCAACACCUGGUUCAGCUUUUAUAAGUUCACCAUUCAAUCAACAGUCAAAACCUCCAACUGUUCCUGGUACUGGUGGACCUUCAAGACAAGGAUCUGGUCGAUGGGAUCAUCAACGUGAUGAUCCACGUACUGGUGGUGGUGGUGGUCUUCGUGGCCCUAGUCGUGAAGAUCCACGUUCAGCUAACCGUUUUGGUUCGAAACCAUCUCGAUUUAGUGAUGCUGUUCCGGAACGAUUUCAGCCGCCACCUUCACAACCCCUACAUCAACAAGGUCCUAAUCAACCUACGAAUUUUGGUCGUAGUGGUCCGGAUUAUUCAUUAGGUGCUAAUCAACGAAAAUUGUUACAAUCAACUGGUGGUGGUGGUGGUGGUAGUCUUGGUGAUCAACAUUCGUUCAACGAAGAUCGAGGUCGAUUUCAAAGGGAUAAAGAUUUUCGUCAUGAUAAUCGUCGUGGUGAUCGUGACCCGAAACAAGUGGAUAAUAAUAUUCAUAAAAACUUGGAACGACAAAAUGAUUCACAUCGUCGCGAAAAUCGCCGAGAUCAUCGUGAACGAGAUCGAACAUCAAAACGUUCGAUUUCCCCAUCACCAAGUUUAACUAGUAAUAGUACAGCUGGUGGUACAUCGAAUCGUCGUAAUGAAUCAUCAUCGGCAUCGAAUCUAAUGUCCUAUCUACCUAAACGACGUUAUGAACCAUGUAACAUACCGAAAUCAUCGAUAAUCAAAAAUCGAUACAAUUCAACUGAAUUGAAAUCACGUUUCGGUUCCAAUACUGUACAUGUACCAUCAGAUUUGAAGGAAAUCAUAUACGACGUUGAAAAUGGUUUUGAUUUAUUCAAUAUGCCUAAACCAAUUCUUUAUAAAAUUAUUGUUCCAGUUAAAAAAGAUACAUCGUCAUUACAUCAUCAUCAUAAGGAAAAUUCAAGGAUUUCAAAAUCUUCCCAAGUGACAAACAAUAUUAAACCGACACAAAAAGAUAAGGAUACAAAAGAAAUUUCAAAAGAUGAAAAUGAUAAAGAAAAACAAUCGGAUAAAUCACAACAGCAGCCAAAACCGCAAGAGGAAGAAAGUAGUGAUAAGAAAAUGGAUGAAAUCGGCCAAAAUGAUAAGAAAAUAGAAAAUGAACAACAAUUACAAACCGAUACAUCAAUCAAAUCUGCAUCGACUAUGGAAGUGGAUCAGCCACCAACAACUGCAGACGCAUCAACAAUACAAACACCCGAAGAAGAGGAAGUUGAUAAGGAAGAACAGGAUAAAGAGGAAGAAUCAAAUGACACAGAAAAACAAUCGAUCGAAAAUCAACAAUCAAUUAAAACGGAAAAUGAAACAAAUGCUAAAAUAGAUGUUGAUACCGAUGUUGAUGAUAAUGAUGAUGAUGAACAUGAACAUGAUGAUAAAAUCAAAAUGAAAACAAAUGAAGAAAUGAAGAAAUGCGCAGAAUCGGAUGAAUCUUCUAAACAUAAAGAUGGAGAAAAAGAUACGAAACAUUCGAAGAAAUCUGUAAAAGUUUUGAGCCAUAAAUUCAAUGUAAAAGUAUUGCUUAUAUCAUUACCAUCAUUGGCUGAAAUUUAUGAACGUUUAUUUGGAUCAGAAUUUCCUGGUCCACAAAGUGGUGGCGGUGGUCAUAAAUCCGCAAAUCAUGUUGGACAUUUUCAUAAGUUAUUUCAAUUAUUAGUCACACGUAAUAGUAAUGAUGGAUAUUCAUUGAUUGGUGGAAAAUUUCAGCGUGAUCUGGAUGGCUACAUGGAUAAUGAUGAACCGAAUCUAAUCAAUACGGCUAUACGAAUUGUUUGGGAACAAACUGGUCUCAAUCUAUCAUCAUGUCGACAAUGGCGUGUAUUCUCUACAUUCAUAUAUAAUCGUGACAAUUCAAUUGAUCCAUUAAAUUCUGGUUAUGAGGUGACCAAAAUUUAUUUUCCAGAUAUUUGGUCAUCAUUUGAUAGUAUUUAUCGUCCAUUUAAAAAUGAUAUAGAAGAUUCGAAUAAUAUUUCAAUCCCCACUACUACAGAUUUGAAAUCAACGACCAGUAAACAGACUAGUGAUAUAAAGCCAGAAUCCAAUGAAUCAUCAACAAAAUCGAAAGUUGAAUCCAAAAAAGUAGAACAAAUGGAAACAAACACUGAUGACAAUGUGACAGUUUCAUUGAAACUUUCAUCUACUGAUCGUGUUUGCAUUAAAGAUGUGCCGAAUGAAGAGAAAAAAGAAUAUAUAGAGAAAUUAUUGCAAACGAUGGCUGGUCUUAAAGUGGCUGAAUUAAAAAAUGAAUUAGAAAAAUUUUAUAUACGUUUCGAAAGUCGUUGGAAAAAAGAACAAUUAUUUCAACGUUUGCAACAAGUAUGUCAAGAAUCAUUGCGAAUUCUUUCCGGUGAAGAUAGUGGCCAUGGUCAUAGUAUCGGAAUUGAUGGACAACAAGAUUUGACUAUUGGCAAAUCUGAAGAUAUCAAUAUGAUUGAUGAUCAUUAUGAGGAAAAUCAAUCAUCUCCACUGAAUUCUCAAAUGGAUGAUAAUGAAGAUUUGAUAUUGUUGUCUGGUCAGAAACGAAAACUCGAUGAUUCUAAAGUUGCUAAUUAUGAUGAUGAUAAUCUUGCUAAUGGUGAUGAUGAAGAUGAAUCAAAGUCGAAGGAAACAAUUAUGAAAAAAUCUAAAUCUGAACAACAACAUGAACAAGAAUCGAAUGAUUCAAAAAUAGAAGAAUCACCAUUCAAACAACAUAAAAAACAAUUGAUGGAUAAUAAUUUUACAGCCAUACCAUCGUCGAUAAAAGUAAAAACUGGAUCGGGUCAACAACCAUUAUCAAUAGUAACAUUACAAUCGGCAUUGAAUCCACAUCGUUUUGAUCAAUUUGAAUUGAUUAUUGUUGCCGAAUUCAUUCGAGAUUCAUUGACCAUGCAUUUUGCCCGUUAUAUUCUGUCUUCCAUCUUUGAAUGCAUACAGCAACAGAAAUCGAUUAUACCAGCAACAUUACCGGUUGCUGCAAAUACGGAUACCAAUAGUACAAGUGGUCGUAUACCAACACCAAUCAAUUAUGUUCAUCUGGCAUUCUCAUAUUUUGAAAAAGGUCAUUGUGGCUAUAUGUUGGCCGAUGAUCUCAAUACAUUGUUACAAUCGACUGGAUUCAUACAAUCGAAGAAAACAUUUCAAUCACUAGUCUCAUCAUUAUUAUCGUUGGCCAAUAUUCAUAUAUCAUCAUCAUUGAUGAAUGAAAGAAUAAUGUACAUAUUUUUUCCACAACCAUCACAAUUAAUACCACGACAGAUACAUUAUCCAACCGUAUCAUACUCAUCGUGUUCGUCAACUAAUCGAAAUAUGGCCAUUGGUUCGGCUGAUAAUACUAAGGAUCAAACACUGAUUAUCGAAAGAAAUUCUAUACAAUAUAAUGUUGAGGAAUUGAUAAAACAAUCGGAACAGGAUCAAAAGAUCAAAGUUUGUCUUCAGGAUUCAAUGACGCAAACAACAAAAAAGAUUGCUCAUUUGGAAAAUUAUGUACAAGAAUUGGAAACUAAACAAAAGAAAAUGACAGCUGCCACUGGCCGACAAAAUGAGGAACUUUGUGCUGUAAAACGUGAUCGUGAUCAAAUCAAAUCAAAGUAUGAACAAUUGAAAAAAUUUUGUUUGAAAUCUGUGAACGAUUUGAAUGGAUUGAUGAAAACACUCGAAGGUUCAAAUGAUCCGAUAAAAUCAUCAAUGGAUACUCCUACUACUACUACAGCAACAAAUUCGACUUCUGCUACAACUGCCGCUGCCGCUACGCCGGAAAUAACCAGUGGAACUAAAUAAUCUAUGAAAAUCCAUAUUAAUUCUUUUACCGUUUUUUCUGUAAUCAGUUUUUUCAGUUUAAAACCAGAAUUUUCAAUCACACACCACUUAUGCCCACAAAAAACGAAAUUAAUUUUUUUUUUCUUUCCCAAUUUCUC
Messenger RNA from Dermatophagoides farinae (American house dust mite), 5216 nucleotides. RefSeq lists its product as uncharacterized. Lineage: Eukaryota; Metazoa; Arthropoda; Arachnida; Sarcoptiformes; Pyroglyphidae. Gene Ontology annotation, cellular component: nucleus. The record is from RefSeq and is a predicted model, not a curated record. Gene Ontology annotation, biological process: regulation of DNA-templated transcription.